AUGCAGGUCACAGAGUUCUGGACGUGUGCGGGUGGGAAGAGUCUGGCAGAGGGACGGGGUUUUAGGAGACUCACCCACCCUCAAUCUGUCCAACACUACACACACUUCACACACUCCUGCAGCACACACUCUCUCCGAAGGCCACGGACACACUCUAACACACAGCCUCCGCACUCUCUCUCUCUCUCUCUUCCUCUGAAAAUGCUCUGUUGGGAAUUGUGCUUGGCCUUGUUGUUCAGCAGCCUCCCAGCGUGGGCUCUUCCUUCAACCAACAUCAAAAUCACGCAAGCGCUGCCUCUGCAGCUGCCUGAUCCUAGCCAGCCAGCGGCCUGUCCGCUCUUCUGGACAGAGUUUGAGGGCCACUGCUACCGAUUCUUCCCCCUAAACCGCACGUGGGCUGAGGCUGAUCUGUACUGCGCUGAGUUCUCCAACGGCCACAGAUCAGCCAAACUCACUUCUAUCCACAGCUGGGAGGAGAAUGUGUUUGUUUAUGAUCUGGUGAACAGCCGUGUCCCGGGGAUACCGACAGAUAUUUGGAUCGGCCUGCAUGACAGGAGACAGGAGGGCACUCUGGAGUGGACAGAUGGGUCACCGUAUGAGUACAGCUACUGGGACGGAAACCAGCCAGAUGACGGCAUUCAUCGCAUCCCCGAGGAGGAGGACUGCGUGGAGAUCUGGUACCGACAGAACAGUGCGCUGAGGUCCUGGAAUGACAACAGUUGCGACAAGGCCUUCCCGUUUGUCUGCAAGAUCCCCACGCUGGAUAACUAGGCUCCUGCCGGCAGUUUGCUUGUUUUGUUUGCGUCUUUGCGUGACAUCCUGUCGCAUCCAAGUCACAGAAAACUGGUUCUUCUCUCAUCUCUGUCGCCGCGACCACUGGGAUCUCUCCAGUUACCCUUUCCCCUCCACUCUUCACACGCUGCCAAGGUCCCAUGUCCAUCUGGGCCUCGUUUAUACCAGUGACUCACGAUACACACACACACACCCUCCCUGCAAACUUGCUUUUGGAAAUACAGCUUCGUUUCUUUCUCCUGGAGCUGUUGGAUGAUUAUCCACACUGAUGUUGGUGUUGUUUUGCAUGUUGUGAGGGAUUAAAGCAGUCAGUUCUCAUUAAAAAGGCAGAGCGAGGCGCUCAGCUGGCCUCGCCACACUAGGGCAGUGCCACUGGACACCUAAGACGUGGACUAUGUGUGUUUUUUCAAGCUGGGGAUCUGAAGUCCCCACCCACAACCAGCUGGCUGCUCCAACACUGGCAACAUGAUUCGCUUGUAUUCAAAUAGAGCGUAACUGCUGUGGAACCCUUGCAUUUUUAUAAAACAACUGAAAUGUUUUCCGAGCUAUCCAUUGUUUUCUAAGUCAUCUGGGACAUUCCUGUCUUCAAUGGCCAAAAAAACAAAUAUGCACAAUUUUCCCCUUCAUGUAGAGAACCAGCCAAGACCUAUUUGGUGUCAGGUGUUUGCUUAUUUACACUGUUAGAAAUAAAGGUUCUGUGCAGGUACAUUUUUCAUUCAU
Colossoma macropomum (tambaqui) is the source of this 1512-nucleotide messenger RNA. It is a transcript of the gene clec19a, whose product is annotated as C-type lectin domain containing 19A. Bases 1 to 771 code for a protein of 256 amino acids. NCBI's taxonomy places the organism in Eukaryota, Metazoa, Chordata, Actinopteri, Characiformes, Serrasalmidae. The transcript is spliced from 6 exons. Gene Ontology annotation, molecular function: signaling receptor activity. The record is from RefSeq and is a predicted model, not a curated record.